GUUGAGGAGGACUUUUUUCCAGGUAACAAUUCACGUUAAUGUCUAACCCAGCUUGUUUAUUGUCGUCGUUAGUUUCAACAAGAAGGUGAACACGAAAAGAUUAAUCAACGGCAACAAAACACCAAUCCAUUGAAAAGUUGUAUCAUUUCAAUUUGAACAACUUUUCUCUUUUUUUUUAUCAUCGAACUUGUCUUUUUUUAAAAAUUCAUUUUUCACUUGUUUGUUUUGUGAUCAUCUUUACCCAUUGAGUAUUGGCCUUUCAUCUGUCAACGCUUUACCCAUUUACAUCAUUGUCAUCAUUUACCCUUUACCCACAAUGAUAAGAUUUUCCAUAUUAAUAUUGAGCUUUGCCUCGAUUGGUCUUUGCUCUGAUUACAAUGACAUUGAAAGACCGCCUCAUUCAGGUCCACCUUAUGGAACUGAUUAUUCACCAGAAUGUGCUUUAAUUGUAUCAAGGAGUAAACCCUAUUCACCUGACCAUGAGCCAAUCAAAAUGUCCCCUGGACUUCAUUAUAUUUCUAAUUAUGCUCCAAGAUUGAAGCGCUCUUCAUAUUAUCCAGGAGAGGGUCAAAUCUGUAUCACAUACGAGGACAUCAACCGAGCUGUCCAUGAAGCCAAAGUACGACUUGGAAGUUAUGUUCCAGAAGAGAUCAAAGAAUUAUCUUCUGAUUUACCCAAAGAAAGUCACAUUUCAGUUUCAGCGGAAAUUGUUCUCGAAGCCACUCGAAUCUUAGCCCAAUGGUAUGACCUUUCCAAGGAGACAAUCCUCUUUGGACUUCCUCGUAUCGACACUUAUCGAACUGCCAUCCGAGACAUUUGUCCUUCCUUCUUGAAACCAGUUAAAUGUGAAAUCUCCAAAUAUCGUACUUUAACCGGAAUGUGCAACAACUUGGACUAUCCAUCAUGGGGUUCAGCUCGUUCCGCAAUGGUCAGAUUCUUGCCUCCUGCCUAUGCUGAUGGUAUUUCUGAGCCGCGACGAUCAGCCGAUGAUGAUUCUGAGCUUCCAUCACCACGUUUGGUUUCCUUCAUUAUCCAUCAAGAUGUUUCCGAACGUGAUCAAUAUAUUACUAAUUUGUUAAUGGCUUUUGGGCAAUUGAUUGAUCACGACAUGACUUUUGGAGCAACCGCAACAAACGAAUUUGGCGAUAUCUUGAAAUGUUGUGAAGAAGAAGAUUCAUCUCAUCCAGCUUGUUUACCCAUCAAAGUACCUCGUGAUGAUCCUUUCUACAAAUUUUUCAAGCGAACCUGUAUGAGCUUUGUUCGUGUUCUUGCCGGUCUCAAACCAGGCUGUCCAUUGGGUCCUCGAGGUCAAAUUAAUGCCAUUUCAGCCGUUCUAGAUGGUAACUUCAUCUAUGGUUCAUCUCAAGAAGUAUGCCAAAAAUUGAGAGCUCUUAAGGGUGGUCGACUCAAGACAACCGCCAUGUACAAAGAAUUAGGUCUUAAAGAUUUACUUCCAAUGAAAACAUCUGAUCCUGAUAAGGGUUGUGAAAGAAGUGGUCGACCUCGAAACAUGUUCUGCUUCGAAGCUGGAGAUAGACGUGCCAAUGAACAGCUUGGUAUUACCACUUUACACACCAUUUUCAUGAGAGAGCACAAUCGUAUUGCUGACUAUCUUGCAUUUGCCAAUCCACAUUGGGACGAUGAAACUGUUUUCCAAGAAACACGAAGAAUUGUUGUCGCUGAGAUUCAACACAUUACAUUCAAUGAAUACCUUCCAGUACUCUUAGGUCGUGAAAAAAUGUCCAAAUAUGGUCUAGAUUUGGUUGAAAACGAUUUCUACAAUGGUUAUGAUCCAAAAAUUAAUCCAGGAAUGAGACUUGGUUUCCAAGCAGCUGCCUAUCGUUUUGGUCACUCAAUCCUUCCCGAUGUCAUUGAAAGAUACAACAAAUAUCACGAUAAAAUUGAAUCAAUUCGCUUGUCCCAAUUACUUUUACAGCCUUAUGAGCUCUACAAACCUGGUUACCUUGACUCAUUUAUUUUGGGUUUGGUUAACCAACAGGCCAACAGAAUGGACCCGGAAGUUUCCACUGAAGUAACUAAUCAUCUUUUCGAGAAACCUGGAGAUCAUUUUGGUGCAGAUUUAGCUUCAAUCAACGUUCAACGAGGACGAGAAGUUGGAUUACCCGGUUACAAUGCUUACCGAGAAUUCUGUGGACUCAGAAAAGCUAAAGGAUUCUAUGAUCUUAUUGGAACCUUCGACAACAAAACUGUUCACAGAAUGGCCAGUAUUUACAAACAUGUUGAUGAUAUUGAUUUAUGGUCAGCCGGUGUUGCUGAAUAUCCAGCUCCUGGAUCACUCAUUGGACCUACUUUCGCAUGUAUAAUUGGUGAACAAUUUGCCAAUCUUCGACGAGGUGAUCGUUUCUGGUAUGAGAAUAGCGGUUGGCCAUCAUCUUUGUCUCUUGAACAACUUAAUGAAGUUCGUAAAGUUAAAUUAGCCAAAUUAUUAUGUGACAAUGCUGAUGACAUUCAAACAAUUCAACUUUAUCCACUUCUUAUGCCUGAUCAUCAUUCAAAUCCUUAUGUUGAAUGCCGUGAUCUUCCAGCUAUGGAUCUAUCUGUUUUCAAUGAUUAUUCAUACAAAUCAAAAGCAAAAGCAGCAGCAGCAAAAGCUCGUGGUGCCUAAACACUAGCGAGAUAAUACAAAGUGCCCAACUGAUUUUACAAAUCAAGUCAAAUUCACCUCAAAUUUCAUCCUUUCUUCUUUUCCCUUCUCACUUUCAUCUCUUUUCUGUCCUCUCAGUCCAUUCUGGAUACCAUAUCUUCACGGCUUCUUCAGCUUUUUUUCAUUCUGAGCCAGUCGAGGUUUUGUUAAACUUCGCCUGGCAAAAUCGUUGCCAAUUUCUUAUUUUAUUACUUCGCAUUACCAUCAAAAUCAUUAUUAUUAUUAUUGUUGUUACAACCACUUGCCAUGUUAACAACCAUCAUCGUUAACAUUGUCACCAUUAACUUUGUCACUCGAUAUUUGCUACUCAUAUUCACACAUCUUCAUUUUCAUUAUCACCAACUCCAUACUCAUUCGCACAACAAUCACUUUAAUCAAAUUACAAAUUCAUUUUUUUGCAUAUUUCAUCCAAGCCAUCACAGCCUGUAGCAGAAGUGAUCAGGACAAGUUGACAGUUUAAUGAAAUGGCGAUAUUGAUGGCAAAACUACUAAUAAUGAAGAUGAUGCUAAUUAUAUUGAUAGACUAAAACAAAGGUCUAAUUAGAUAAGCAAAGAAGAGUUUGAGAAAAGCCAACCAACAUUAAUAGUUAUUAGAUUAGCUAUUAAUUUGUUUUCAUAAAAAUAUUAAUUUCAGUCUUCCAAUGUAAAUAUUUAAUUCUUUUCAUCAUCUUCCAUUCAUCCAUUCACUCAUUCACUCACAGGUCUACCUUUUUCUUCCUUUUGUGUCUUACUUUGUGCCUUUGUGAUAUUCACACAAUUAAAGCCUCAAGGAAACAACCAAUCGUACUGAUAACUGAAUCAAAUGCGUUUGUAUUUUGUGGUCUUCAAGGAACAUCUUUUCAUCUUUGGAUUCAAAACAAUCAAGCCACAUUUUUAUUUUUCAAUAUUGUAUUAUCAAUAUUAACAUUAGCAAUCUCUCUUUUUUUCAUAAUAAUUAUUGUCAAAACUGAAAUGAUCAAAAAAAUCAAUCUGACAUAUCUGUAAUAAUUAUACUUUACAUUUGGUUUGAUUUUUGAUAAUCAUGUUUAAACAUUGCCCAUUGUUAUAUUAAAUCAAUUGCUCAUUGUAACUCGAUAACAGAUCAUGAUGGUAAUCAUUUGAUACUGAAUUAUAACAAACUAUAACUUUGUGCUAAUGUGGCAAUUGAUUUGGUCAAUUGAUUCCAUGAUUAUAUUACAAAUGUUUGCUUUUUCAAGGAAUAAAAUUUAAUAAAACUCAA
Tetranychus urticae (two-spotted spider mite) is the source of this 3884-nucleotide messenger RNA. RefSeq names its product salivary peroxidase/catechol oxidase. Gene Ontology annotation, biological process: response to oxidative stress. Lineage: Eukaryota; Metazoa; Arthropoda; Arachnida; Trombidiformes; Tetranychidae. The record is from RefSeq and is a predicted model, not a curated record. Gene Ontology annotation, molecular function: peroxidase activity; heme binding.